This is a messenger RNA of Dreissena polymorpha, 6208 nucleotides long. RefSeq lists its product as uncharacterized. Gene Ontology annotation, cellular component: cytoplasm. The record is from RefSeq and is a predicted model, not a curated record. The coding region runs from base 1095 to 5447 and encodes 1450 amino acids. NCBI's taxonomy places the organism in Eukaryota, Metazoa, Mollusca, Bivalvia, Myida, Dreissenidae. The transcript is spliced from 6 exons.
UGGGAAUACUUCGGGUUUACUUCCUGAUUUAGAGACUGGUCCAAAUGCGUCAAUUGCUUUAGUUUUAAUAUUUAUUUUAGCUCGAUUACAUAAUUAAAAGCCUAUAAACGCGUUCGGGUCCGUUUCCUGGUGCCUAUGGGGUAGAUCUUAAGAACGCUCCCACAGUGGGGAUCGAACCCGUGACAUCCCGGUCGCUAGGCGGACACCAUAUCCACUAGGACACCAUAUCCACUAGGCCAAGGCGACAAAUUGUGUUUUUGUUUAUUUUCUUCAAAUCGACGAUCAUGUUUAUUUCAUAUUAUUUUUUCAUGCGGACGGAUGAACGACAACAUAUAUAUCGUGUAGUUAAACAGUCAAGCUUAAAUACCAGUACUUGCGAUUUGCAUGUUCAUGGUCGCUUUGUGAUCCGUUUAUUUUCGAAUCGGCAUAUCAAAUGGGCCAUGCAUUUAAUCAAAUUUUACGUACCGAUAACUAUUUCAGUAAAUUAAUAAGUUUCUAAAUUUUAUUUAACUUCUCCGAAAAUGACUACCGUUUUUUUACUUAUAUGUAUAACUUAGAAGCAAACUUUCAGUAUCUGACAUUAAUUUGAAUAACGAAAAUUAUAUAAAUAAUUGUGUAAUUUUCAAUAUAGGACAUGUACACAAGUUCUAAAUAUUCACAAACAAUCUUUGUGGGACUCAUUGAUACAUGCUUACCAUAUACAUAUAUAUGAUAAACGGACGAUAAACAUAUACACCAAUGGUACUGCGAUGGAUAUCAUAGAUAGACCGAUAUAAGUACAUGUGUUUACGGUCCAAAAGUUCGUACCAGGUAAAUGUAAGACAGUGAUACCCUGAUAACAUUUUCUGAUAAUUAAAAAGGGGCGGAUUUUGAAACUGUCCUCAUAUUCUAUUCUGACUUUCGUCAGAGAAGUAAUAUUUUAUUUAUGCUUUAAGAAAACUGUUUAAUAUUGGACUGCGGCGAUAGUGUUUUCCUUCAUGCAAGGAAUUUACCUUUGUUUGGCCAUUCUGGCGCUGCUUCCUGCAGCCUUCCCACACCACGAGCCUUUUGAUGAAGCAUGCACUUAACAGGAAUCAUCGUGCAAUAGAGACACAAUGGGACAAAAGAAACGGAAACAGAAACAACGACAGAAAGCUAAAGCUGAAACUGGUGAACAGCUGUCUGAAACAAAAGAUGAGCCGUCAUCUUCUUUAUUGGGAGAAACAGGACAGUCAUCAGUUGAAACAGCCCAGCCAUCGGUUGAAACAGAACAGUCAUCAGUUGAACUGUCAGGGAUAGGACAACGUGAUGGACAGACAGACAGAGAGCUGCCUUCUGAAACAAAACAUAAAACUGAGAAGAGAAAUUUGUCUGGACCUGGAGAUAUGGCAGGGCCUGCGUGUGUCUAUAACCACGGGGCACUUAACUCAGUAAACCUGUUUCCAGGUGCCAAGUUGGUCAACCAUGGUUCAAUAUCUCUUCCUAGUGUAUGUGCAGAUGAAAUGAGGAAACUUGAAACCUGUCUUGCUGCGGACAUCGAAACAUCCACUAUUUACAUAAGGCAUACAGUCGAAGAUACCGAAAAGGAAUUAAAAGCAUGCAACCAAGAUUGUACAAAUGAGGUUUUGUCAACAAUGAAGAAAACUACUGAGUCUGUAAAUAGUGAAAUACAGCUGACCGAAACCAAUCUUGCUGCGAAUAUUGAGAAAUCCAAAAUAGAUAUUAUGACGAGCGUCGAAGGCACUGAAAUGGCAUUAAAGGAUUGUAUUUACGAUUGUUCUACUGGAGUUGUGUCAACAAUGAAGAAACAUACUGAGUCUGUAAAUAGUGACAUAAAGUCGACUUUGCAAGAAAUUCGGCAUAGCUUAAAGUCCGGUGCAGUUUUGCCAAGUGUGGAUAACAUAGCCCCUUCUAGGAUGCUGGUUAUGAAUAGCUUCCGCGAUCGUAUGAAACAGUUUAAAUCUGGACAUGGUUUUAUUCUCUUAACGGAUGAAAUCGAAUUUGUUCAGAAUAUAGACUGUCUUGGUUUUGUCAACUGGCUUGCUGUCUUUGAUUUUGAUAAAAGAGGUUGGGAAACUGGUCUUUUAUCCCGUAUAAAGGAUAGGCUCCAACAGAAUGCUUAUCUUAACCAUGUUUGUUGGCAGGAUACAAAGUUUUCAAUAUUGGAUGACAAAGUUACGUGGAUAUCACUUAUGGGCAUUUCCAAUCGUCCAGAUACAGUUUUGGACAAUGAUUUCAAUAAGUGGAAACGAAAAGUAAAGGCAAAUCUUACGCAGCAAAUGAAUCAAAUAAAGAAAUUUUCUGAGCUUUGUACACCUUUAACUGUACUUGUUAUUUGGCCUCUAAGUGCUACAAAAUAUGGACAUAUUCGGGUCGUCAUUGAAACAAUGACCGAAACACUUGAUGAUAUAGACGUGGUUGUUGCUGUACCUAGUAAUCAUCCAAAUCCAGAUGAAUCAAAUUUAUCCUUACUCAAAGAGUAUUACACUAUUAUUCCAAUUGACCUACAAGACGUCUGUAAGGUAAUUAUGACCCAGUGCAGUCCCAAAGCACAUAACAGUCCGACAAUUUGUAAGCUUCCUACGAGCGAUGGUUUUAAUUGUCCGAUCAUCACAAUUGACGAUGCAAAGUGGUUACAUGAAGACUUAGCUGUAUUAUAUCUAGAUAGCUACGAGGAUUACAGUAUAGAACAAUUAGAGAAAGAGGAGAAAAUGUUUUAUAAGGGUGGAACAUUGUCCUGGGCUGCACGAUAUGCUGGACGAUCGACUCAUGCUGAUAUUGAAAGAGACAACCAUAAAAGAAUAUUAAAUUACAUCAAAUCACGACAUAUACAUGUCUGUAAAUCAGGGAUUAUCAAAUUAUAUCACAAUCCAGGAUCAGGAGGCACGACGUUAGCCCAAAGAAUCGUUUGGGAUUUAAAGGAAGAAACACCAUGUGUACAUGUAAAACACAGGCUUGGAUCAUCCGUUCCGGAUAUAUGCAAUAAAAUGAAACAUUUGCACGACAAGACACAUCUACCUAUACUUGCGCUAUUUGACGGCGAAGAUGACCAAAGAGUUGAAUCGAUUUUGCAGACUUUGCAAAGAGAGAGUGUGUGUAUCAUUGUUCUCUAUAUACAAAGAUAUUGGCCAUACAUACACUUUAAUGAAGAAAAUACUAGGAAUAAUUGUCAGACGUUUUUUCUUCAGAAUCACGUUUCAUGUCAAGAAGCUAAACUUUUGGAAAGACAACACCGGAAAGAUCAGUCAUUAAGUAGAGAACAGGAAAGAAGUUUAAGCAAAGUGAUAUCAAAAUGCCUUACAGACAAAGUCAGUUUGUUUGAAUUUGGACUUGCAGUACACAGCUAUAAUUACAACGGAUUAUCGAAGUACGUAGCUGACUAUUUGAAACUUGACAGAAACAAGAAUCAACUGCAGUCGUGGCAUAAAGCGUUAUCGUAUUUGUCCCUUGUGUACUUUUUUGGACAGUCGUCUCUCCCAUGUCGUCUCUUUGCAGAUCUUCCAGGAAUGGAACAUAUUUACUGUAUUGAUGACUUUCCAAUGGAAAUGCAUGGCAUAGUAGUUAGCGAUACCAAUGACAGGAAACCAAACAUGGUGCGUAUAAGCCAUUACCUUGUAGCGAAGGAAAUUCUAAAUCAACUGCUUCCCUUCCCCAAACAAACGAAAGAAGAUAUUUCGCCAUAUUUAUCUGUGGAUGCAAAGCGAAACUUAGAGAAAAUAUCGGUUGAAUUCAUCGUGUUUGCUAGACGUUCAACUGCCGAACACUCGUCCAGUAUGGCUCACAUAAUGACCAAAACAUUUAUCACAAGAAAUAACAAACAAGUUGGCGAAACUGAGGUGAUGGAGAGUAAGAAAAAAAGACCGCAGCUGUCUCCACUUAUAGAACAGGCAAGUUCUAAACCACCGUUUACGGAACGGUUCAAUAUAUAUCAGAAGCUAACAGAGUAUUUUCCAAAGGUAGCACAAUUCAAAGCUCACCUUGGGCGGUUGUUCAGUAUAUGUAGACCAGAACAGGAGGACUGUGCUGAAAAACAUUUGUGUACGGCUCUAGAAGAAAGUUUAGCGGAAACACGAGAUUUGGUGGAAGAUGAAAUUUCCAAUUCAAAGAAAAUAGAAUUGAUGCACAUUUACCACAUGUAUGGAAGUAUGAUUAAACGAAAGCUUUCAAAGUAUACAGGAAUAGCCCAUGGAGAAUCAAAACGCGUCGAAGAUUUUGACAAUGUUUCAAAGUUGUUAAUAACGGAUAUUCAAAGAGCAUGCUCUUAUUUUACUGACUGCAGAAAAGUGACACCUCUUGGAAGCGAACAGUGUUUUUACUACGUAAGUGAAAUACAUGUCCGUCUUAUGUUUUGUGAGUUUGUUAAUACCAACAGUGGGUACCAAAAUGUACUUGAAUUCCUAGACAAAAAGGAUAACGAAGCCGCGGAUUUCAUAAGAGAUUCUUGUAUUGUGAUGGAUGAAUUGUUUUUAGAGUGUUUUAGUGUGAUUGAGCCGGAACAUAUGGAUGAUUCAAUUGGCAACUGCCAAGAAUGGUACUCAACGCUGUUUCAAAGAAUUCCGGGUUAUUUUAUACCAAAUAUAGCAGAUGGGGUUCAAUCCCGACGAUUGGAGAUUGCAAGAAUAAAAAUGAAAUACAGCCAACCAAAGAAGUACGGUGUUUUGGAAUUGAUCACUAAUGCAAAUGACAUCCAACAGAUCGCAAAACGCUACGAAAUGAAUAUUGAAGAAUAUGAAACCCAAGAAAACCCCAGUGUCACCAAAGUACAAAUGAAUAUGGACUAUAUGGAGUGGAUGUACAUUAUUCGUCACAAACAUUAUAAUACUCCAGUAGGGAUUGAACAUGUGCUUCAAAAGGUGGAGUUAUGGCAUGAAAAUGUGCGGUCUCCACAAAGUUUAUUUUACCUCUUUGUUUUGAAGAGUCUUCUUGGGUUUGGUUUGGAAAGUAAUGGAAGUCAUGUCUUACUUAUCGAAGCAAAAAAAUUGAGAGACAAAGUUUUGAAAUAUUCAAGACAUGUUGCAAAGCCAAAGUACCCAAGGGAGUGGUUGGGGUUACCAAGAGAUGACAUAAGACGACUUUAUCCCGGUCUACGUUUCUUCGGUCAGAUAGAAGGCAGAGACAUAACAAGUGAUGAACAUCUGGAAAUCCGGAAAGGAACUAUUCUACCACCAAAUGACAAACUUUCAAGCGGCAAUAUUGAUUUAGACCUGGGUCCAAACAAUCGUUUUUCAGUUAGUGUAUUCUUUAUUCCAGCGCGAACAGAAAAUUUGAAGGGACCAUUAAACAAAGGGGUUCGUGUUGAAUUCGUCCUUGGUUUCAGCCUGUCACACGGAUAUGAAGCAUUCAAUGUCAAGCGUAUCUCAACCGUCGAGUGUCCUGUUUGCAAGAUUGCAAUUGAAAAACGAAGCUCAGACAAACAAGUCAAGUGUCAGAAAUGCGGGAGAAUAUUUAAAGUUGGAAGAGUUUCAUAGAAAAAUGUGAUUGGCUUAAGCGAUAUCCAAGCAUACCAUUUAAAACAUCAAGUAUAAAACAUAUAUGACAGUGUUUACUUUGCUUUUAUUAUACAGACAUUGAGAGUCUGGUGUGUGUCAUAUUUUUAUAUUCAGUGCACAUUAUUUUCUAGUAGGUUAACUUAUAUAUAUUGGAUGUGUGUGAACACUGUAAGGACUUUUACUCUGUUAUUAGUACGUAAACUAUUGUAUUGUAUUAAAGUUGACCUUUUUGUUGAUGUCUAUAGUUGUGUUUAUUAUACUAUUCACGUCAUGCCAUAUAAUUUUAAAUGUAAAGGUUACUGGUUGAAAAAUACGAUAUUGUAUGACUUGUAUUACUGGUAAAUGUUUGAUGGGUGCUGUUGAUCUAAACUGCAUUUUUGAUUGGUAAUCCCUUUCGAAUUGUGAAUUUGAGAUUAAGAAUUUAUUUUAUUUUCCUUCGGCAGUCGAACAGAUGCAUUUGAAGUCCCUUUAAUAAUUUACAUCGGAAUAUUGAUCGGUUAAUAAAUACAUCACAUAUUUCUAAACAUUUUACCGAAGUUAUUUCAAUUGUGGCAUUUGUUCUGGUUAUAUUAUCAUGUAUGUAUAAAGAAUUUGUUUAAAAGUUUCCUGUUUAUACUGUUUGUUUCUGAAAUAUAUCUCAUACUUUAAUUGUGUUGAAAACAAGAUACGUAUGUCAUAUUAACUGGUUUGUACAAUAUGUUUAACCGUAUAGAUUAAAAGCAAUAAGUCAUUUCGAUAUA